UCUAUUUUGGCACACAAAAUAUGCACAAGAGUUCCAUUUCUGAAAACUUUCUAACCACUGUCUCAAUCAUUCAAAUGAUAAGACUUUAGCUAAAUUACUAACUCUCAUCAAAAUUUAAAGAAUUUAUAUAGCGUUAUAAAAAAACAAAAAAACAACAACAAACAAACUAUGAAACAAAGGAGUCCCAUCUUUGUUGUCUUUGCCUUGAUACAAAGCCUUCUUGGUGAGUACUUCAAAUAUAAAAUUCUUAAACAGAUUAAAUGAUUAUAAUUAAUGGACUGCAUUUCCUUUGUGUAAAAGAAAUAUAAGAAAACGGGAAGGCCAAGCUUGAAUUCAUAAACAUGACAAAAGAUUUUGACAUUUCGGCUGAGAGCCUUCAUCAGAAAACAAGACGAAAAGAAAUAUAAAAUGCAUCAGAUCACAGUAAAAAAAAAAAAAAAUUAAAAAAACUUUAGAGAUUUCCUUUUGUUGCCGGAAGUAGGAUUAAAGGAAGUGAAAGAAUGUUGAAUAUAAUACCAGUCGAACUGUAAGAGUAUUGUGAAGUGAGAAACCAGUUGAAAUGAAGAGAAUUGUGGCGUGACAGACCAGUUGAAAACUUGCUCACGGCUACUCAUGUCGAUGUUUUAUUCUUUUCCCUACAGGAACACACGGAUUAGAAAUUACUUUGGACGGCUUUGAAGUCCUAAACUGUAGAAGUAUAAUAUGCAGAAGCGCUUAUCGGGAAUACAAUGUAACAGGAAGGAUCAUUCUGGAAGAAGGGGAGAUAAUGCCAGGAUACAUUCUCUACGAAUACAAGUGUCCGACGACCAGACGUUGUGUCACUUACCCUGGAUUAGGUGAUGUCUGGGAACUUGUAAGAUGUUUUCAAUAUUGAGGAAAAAACAGCAAUAAUCACUACACGUAUAAUCAAUUCCUAUUUCUUUACCCAGUCUUUCCCAACCACUUUAUCGUCUCAAAUCCUUUGUCCUAUAAGUUGACUAAAUCUCAAAUCCUCUGUCCUAUAAGUUGACUAAGUCUCAAAUCCUCUGUCCUAUAAGUUGACUAAGUCUCGCAUCUCAGGCAACACCCGUAUUUAAAAAUUGCAAAAAAAAUAUUUAAAAAAAAAAAAAAAAAUGGCUCUUUUACUUUCAUUUUUGUUUGACUUAAAAUUAACAGAAAAAAGAACUUAAGAAAGCACUUGAUAUGGAGCAUACGCUUAAGUAAUCUUUUUCAAACAGUUAAAAAUCACAUAUUUAAAUUAAUUUUGUUUUCUGUCCUAUAAGUUGACUAAGUCUCGCAUCUCAAGCAAAACCCGUAUUUAAAAAUUGCAAAAAAAAUAUUUAAAAAAAAAAAAAAAAAUGGCUCUUUUACUUUCAUUUUUGUUUGACUUAAAAUUGACAGAAAAAAGAACUUAAGAAAGCACUUGAUAUGGAGCAUACGCUUAAGUAAUCUUUUUCAAACAGUGAAAAAGCACAUAUUGAAAUUAAUUUUGUUUGAAAAUACCCGUCUAUUAUGUUAACUUCGCCUGAAAUCAAUUUUAAUAUCUUAUGUAUUAAAGAUAAGUUUUAAAGUGUACACAUUGUAUAUACAUGUGUACACAUGCAUGUAUUAUUAUCGUCCCUUGCGUGGUACUGGGGUCGCUGAGCGCACCCGCUGACUCCCUAAUGGGUUAUUGGGUGGUGAGUCUAAAUGGAAUUUUGAAACGUUGCUAGAGCUCUCUCAAAUUAUUAUUAUUUCAUUACAGACCUAAAUAAAUACUAAGGCAGGGGGCGACCAGAUAAGAGGACCACUAGAUAAGAGGGCCGCCAGAUAAGAGGGCCGCCAGAUAAGAGGUCCACUAGAUUAGAGGGCCACUAGCAAUGUUCCCUUUAAGCUGCGCGGCCGCACAGCAAUCUCACAGAAGCCGCGCAGCAGUUUUGAGUACCGCGCAGCUAAUUUCCACUUAAGUGUCUGUGGGCUGAAAAUUUUGCGCACAAAAAAUUGAUGCUGUAAAAAUUUGCACACAACUUUAUGGUUUUGCACAAGAACCAACAAACCUUAGAGUGAACAUUGGCCACUAGAUAAAAGGACCACUAGAUCAGAGGGCCACCAAAUAAGAAUUCCACCAGAUUAGAGGGCCAUUAGAUAAGAGAGCCACUAGAUAAGAGGCGCACCAAAUAAGAGGACCGCUAGAUAAGAGGACCGCCACAGUUGGUUAGCAUCUGAGCUGUCAGACUAGGAGGAUAUUUGUGGGGAAGUCUGUAGUGAAUGACUCAAUGAGUUUAGCGCCGUGGUUCACAAUUACCCCCGGGAAGGGGGAGGGGGAGAUGAAAAAGGGGGGGGGGGGGGGGUCAGCCCCUGGGAAGGCACUUUUUCUAUAUAUGUCACAUGUGGCCUAGCAUCAUUGGCCACGUUAAAUGAAUACAAAUGGGGUCUUAGGUUUAAGUAAGCAAGGCAUAACUCUUUUUAACAUCGAAUUCUACUCGAUAUUAUCAGAGAAUGGAAUUCCAACAUGAUAUUUAGUCUUUUAUUCUCACUUUAUGACAAAGGAAUAUUAUGAAGAAAAAGGGAGAGAAGUAAUAUAAAAUUAUUUGUCAAAAUUGGACGUUAUCAAGCAUAUAUAUAUUUUUUUAAAGACCUGGAUUGAUGAAAUAACACGUCUAAUGCUGGUCCAUGUGAAAGUUGGAAUAAUAUUGCAGUAAAAUAUUAACGAUAUUAAGUGAACAAAACACAAAUAGACAUUGUUUAAUGGUUAGAUUUUAAUUUCACUGAUUUUGUUUAUGACGUCCCUUUUCGAUUUCUUUCCCCAAAACCAUGUUUUGCUUGGUCUUAUAAGUAAAUCCUCGACUGCGACUACGACUUUGAAAAGUAUCCGGUGUUAGCACUCUACAUGUUAACUCCGGUUACAUAUGUUAUGAUCAUGUCGUUUGUGUCUCUAGGUACAAACACGAUAGUGACAUAAGGGUGUCUAUGUAGUAUUCAUGUAUAGUGAUAGAUCAAUGCAGUACGCCAAGCCUGGGGCACAUUGAUUCAUGGUACUAAGAACCUGAGCAUGAAGUAUGCCAAGCCUGGGGCACAUUGAUCCAUGGUACUAAGAACCUGAGCAUGAAGUAUGCCAAGCCUGGGGCACAUUGAUUCAUGGUACUAAGAACCUGAGCAUGAAGUAUGCCAAGCCUGGGGCACAUUGAUUCAUGGUACUAAGGACCUGAACAUGAAGUAUGCCAAGCCUGGGGCACAUUGAUUCAUGGUACUAAGGACCUGAACAUGAAGUAUGCCAAGCCUGGGGCACAUUGAUUCAUGGUACUAAGAACCUGAGCAUGAAGUAUGCCAAGCCUGGGGCACAUUGAUUCAUGGUACUAAGGACCUGAACAUGAAGUAGGCCAAGCCUGGGGCACAUUGAUCCAUGGUACUAAGAACCUGAGCAUGAAGUAUGCCAAGCCUGGGGCACAUUGAUUCAUGGUACUAAGAACCUGAGCAUGAAGUAUGCCAAGCCUGGGGCACAUUGAUUCAUGGUACUAAGGACCUGAACAUGAAGUAUGCCAAGCCUGGGGCACAUUGAUUCAUGGUACUAAGGACCUGAGCAUGAAGUAUGCAAAGCCUGGGGCACAUUGAUUCAUGGUACUAAGGACCUGAACAUGUAGUGCGCCAAGCCUGGGGCACAUUGAUUCAUGGUACUAAGGACCUGAACAUGAAGUAUGCCAAGCCUGGGGCACAUUGAUUCAUGGUACUAAGGACCUGAGCAUGAAGUAUGCCAAGCCUGGGGCACAUUGAUUCAUGGUACUAAGGACCUGAACAUGUAGUGCGCCAAGCCUUGGGCACAUUGAUCCAUGGGGCUAAGGGCAUGACCUUAGUAUGCCAAGCCUAGGAACCGUGACACACUCGGGGCUAAAUACCUGAACAUGUAGUACGCUAAGCCUGGAACACCUUGGACACAGGGGGCUAAAUGACUAAAUAUGUUGAAUAAAAAGCCUGGGGCACCUUGAGCCAAUUGAGCUAAAUUACUGAAAAUGUAGAACCAAAGCCUGUCGCACCUUGAGAAAAUGGAGCUAGAGUGCUGAAAAUGUAGAAUACAAAGCCUGGGGCACCUUGAGCAAGUGGAGCUAAAGUACUGAAAAUGAAAAGAACAAAAUACCUAAAUACCUAUAUGAUUUAUAACUACCUAGCUAUAAUACGAAUAUGUAGGUGAGCAGGAACCCAUGGGAAUCCAUACGAAAAUAUACACAUAAAUAUCACAUGAUACAAGAAAUAAAGUCAACAAUGUGAACGUGAAUUCAUUAGAACAUAGUUUCUUAACCGUUUUCAGCUCCGCUAGAGCUCUUCAUUUCAUAUAAUUUCUCUUGUGCCAGUCUUGAUUUUAAAACAUUGUUCUCACAUCCCCCAAAAUUAAAAUGAUCAAAACACAAAUAGAACGGACAUCUUCUGUGCCUUCCCACAAACUCUGAUAAUGAAUCAGGCACCCCAUAGCUCACGAACACCCACAUUUUAAAAACCCUUGAAGUCGACCAUUGAUUUUCUGAACUAAUUAAGGGUUUAUUUAGUCGUUGAGCAUUCUGCGCUAUUUUAUAUCAAUUUUACAUUUUUUCAUACCGUAAUAUGCCCGUCUCAGUAUUUUGUGUAGCCUACACUCCUGCAGUAAGUAUCUCGAUUUUUACGUGCAUUAUGAGGUGGGGAUAGAAAUUGUUUUACCUGUGUUUGAACGCAAAUGCUGCAUGCCUUGCAUGUUGAGAACGAUGUUAAUGACAAUCAGAUACGGGCAUUCGGAUAACAGACAUGAGGGUAUAUCGACACUUUACUGUACUAUCUAACAAAUUUUAAGCAAAAUAAAGUUUAGAUCCUAAUACCGUGCAUAAUUUACACAUAAACUGAAUAAUUUCAUACACAGUAAAUGAAGGUGCAAUUCUGCCUACGACGUCUGUAAGUCGUGUCAAGUUAUGCCGCCUAACGAGAGUAAAAUAAAACUACUAAUUAAACAUGUUUGGAAACCCACAAAUGUUUACGAUUGAUAAGUUACCAAUUGUUGUUUCCUUUUUAAUGUUUAGCAAUUUAAAAAAAAAAAUGACUGCUUUGUCCUAAGCUCUAUAACAAAAAAUAGAAACAGUCUUGCUUGAAUUUAGAACAAGAUAGACUUAUUUUUACACCUACUUACUUGAGUAUUAAAUAUUACGUCUUUGCGUUUUCAGUUUAUAGCAGUAGAUGCCGGAAAAUGCGCUUAUGAGACGUAUCGGUGGGGCUGUAAGUUGAUAAGUGGACGAACCUACAGGCACUUCUUUGGGAGAUCAUUUUUUUAUUUGUUCAGAUUGUGUACAGUUAGGGCACGGAUGGUUGCCGACAAAACCUACGCAUGGCAGACCCCGAUAAAUCCAACUGGAAAUAAACAUGUCAGCAAUGAACUAAAUAUGUCAGAUUACAAAAGUAAGCAUACCAUAUUUUUUAAUUCCAUUAAUUCACAUGUAUGCAAACAUGAUUUCAUUCCAUAUUUGGAUAACGAUUUUUGUUUGUCUAUUUUAAAAUUGGGACACACACUAGUUAUACAAAAGAGUAUAAUUUUCUGUGCUAUAAACAAUGAGAAUAUAUUACUAGAGGUAGGCUAUUGAGUUAGAUACAAUUUUUUUUUCAAACACAUAUUUUACCGGUAUUUCUCUUCUCAUUUUGCUAAUGGAAAUAUUAUCUACUGGCAUGUAUAAUUCGCCUUUUUGUUUUAAAACGAAAACAAGGGGCUUGUAAAUAAAAUAAAAAUAUUGAGCCGAAAUUGGCACAAUCAUAAUUUAAUAAAAUGAUGUUUUGAAUUACACAAGUGCGUGUCAAUAAACUUAUUUUUGUGGUACGCCCUUCUCAUAUGUAUAUUAAUAAGGCUUUAUUCCAUUGUGAACAAAGAGACUUCAUUAUCAUUUUACGCUUGUAAAGCUUGGGGAUACUAGCGGGAUGGAAGGCAAUUCUUCUUUACCUCGCUGCUCGAACUCUUUGUGCGUUCAUUCACGUUCUAUACAUAAGACUCCAGAUGUGAGCCUUAUUUAGACUCUAAACAUUGUUCUCCAGUAGUGAGUCUUAUUUACUUUGUAAAGAUUGUACCCCCAGAAGUGAGUCUUAUUUACACUGUUAAGGUUGUACUCCUAAAGUGAGCCUUAUUAACACUCUAACACAAUGAGCCUAAUGAUAUAUCAAUAAACUCUUCAAUGCUUUCUUCAUUUAAUCUAGAUGAUAGCAGCUAUUCUUCACAGUACGAUGCAAGCCUUGAAAAGGAUGAUGUUCAAGUUCCAUGUGGGUCCAUGUCAUUCUCUCGUAGUGGCGCAGACAAAAUACAUCUACCAGGUAUUACAAUGUUCGUGUUCAUAGUUUCAGAGGAACGUUUAUUCUAUUUAAUUACUUAAAACGCCUAGGGUGUAGACAAGGGUGUUUCUAGAGGGUGUAGACAAAGGUGUUUCUAGAGGGUGUAGACAAAGGUGUUUAUAUAGGGUGUAGACAAGGGUAUUUCUAUAGGGUGUAGACAAAGGUGUUUCUAUAGGGUGUAGACAAAGGUGUUUCUAUAGGGUGUAGACAAGGGUGUUUCUAUAGGGUGUAGACAAAGGUGUUUCUAUAGGGUGUAGACAAAGGUGAUUCUAUAGGGUGUAGACAAGGGUGUUUCUAUAGGGUGUAGACAAAGGUGUUUCUAUAGGGUGUAGACAAAGGUGAUUCUAUAGGGUGUAGACAAAGGUGUUUCUAUAGGGUGUAGACAAGGGUGUUUAUAUAGGGUGUAGACAAAAGUGUUUCUACAGGGUGUAGACAAGGGUGUUUCUAUAGGGUGUAGACAAGGGUUUUUCUAUAGGGUGUAGACAAAGGUGUUUCUACAGGGUGUAGACAAGGGUGUUUCUAUAGGGUGUAGACAAAGGUGUUUCUAUAGGGUGUAGACAAGGGUGUUUCUAUAGGGUGUAGACAAAGGUGUUUCUAUAGGGUGUAGACGAAGUCGUUUCUAUUGGGUGCAGACAAAGGUGUUUCUAUAGGGUGUAGAUGAAAUAGGUUCAAUGGAGUGUUAUAAAGGUGUUUCUAUAGGGCAGGCCUUCACAACAUACGGCGCGCCAGCACCCAAUUUGCGGGCUGCAAAGUAACGAAAUAUGUUGUAUUAUUAUUAUUUUAUUAAUAGCUUUUCCCCCGUCCUAUUUCCCUGCGGCCCACAUAAGUUGUUCAUUAAGUAUUACGACCCGCAUUAAAUUUAGAGUUGUUUGUGCAGGCCUGUUGUAGUGUGUGGAUAAAGAUGUUUCUAUAAGUUGUAGAUAAAAAUAGUUUUAACAUCUGUAAAGACACUAUAAAGUCCUCAUAUGCUGUAAGGUUUAAAUCAAUAUACUUUGUCUGCAAAGACAACUAUUGUUAAUUUUGUAAAACUCUAUAGAGCAAUAACACAAUCAAUGUCUUGGAGUUGAUGGAGAUGAUAGUCGGUAAGAUCAUGAUGAAACACACAAUAUAAACUUAAUUUCUUUAAUGCCAUAUCAGUGUUCUUUUAUUUUUCCAUUUAAAUAGAAAUAGAUAUUUAUUUAAAAUAAAUGUUCUAAAAUGUAUUUAAGUUUAUAAAGAAUGUUAUUUUAUUAUUAUUUUUUUUUUUUAUUUUGUACAUUAUAAUUUAUUCCCAGAUGCGGUAUUGAUUAUCUUGGGUUCAGAAAUUGCCAUCAACAGGAUUGUUUUCUACUAGCAAGAGUCAGGCUCCUUAGAACAUUGAGUUCAAGUCAAGGCUUGAAAUCGCCAAGUCCUAAGCCAAAGAAUGCAGACAUUUUAAUAUUUUAGGUUCAAACCUAGCCAGCCUCAACAUUUCUUAUGAUUUAUUCUUAGACGUUGAAGACGAUAUAGAGAAAAGAAAUUCAGCAACAUGCAUCCUAUUUCCUUUAGUUUAUUCUCAGACACAUUGAUAUUUCUCUAUGAGAUAAUGUAAACGAUGAUAGAUUGACACAAGAUAGUGUAAAAUGGAAAUGCCAAACCAUCAAAUUGAAGACUGGUUUGUGCAGCAAAACUGACAUAAAAUAAAUUGCGUUAUUUUUUUUGCUUUGCCGACCGAUUUUUCCAACAAAAAUUCACCAAGUCACACUCAAAAUGAACGAAAAAUCACAAGGAAUGCAUUGAAAUAAAAGUGUAAGAAAUUGAUUAGUUGUAAAGUUAUUGGGGGUUGUGGCAGAACUAAACAUAAAGGUAAUUAAAAAAAAUACGCUGAUAUCUGGCAAUCAACAAAAGAACAGCAUAUUUUGAUUCAACAUUUUGCUUUGAAAAUAUAUCCAUAAAUAAUUUAAUUUCAUACUAUAC
Lymnaea stagnalis (great pond snail) is the source of this 8220-nucleotide messenger RNA. The record is from the annotation of a GenBank genome assembly. NCBI's taxonomy places the organism in Eukaryota, Metazoa, Mollusca, Gastropoda, Lymnaeidae.